UGUCGGAUUUGUGACCGGACUCUGCUUCGUUGUGCUUCUGGAAAAGUGUGUUCUAAUGUCCUUAGACUCGGCUAUUCUCAUUCUGUAUUACCGGCAUUAUUCUGAUCUUCACAAAUCUCAUCGGAAUUAAAUCUUAGAAGGCGCUCGCUCAUCAAUUCAAUUUACAUGUAGAGUGACUUCAGUUCUCUCUCUCUCUCCUUUAAAGUGGUGCUAUCACAGAUUGUAAUCAAGAAUAUUCUACAAGUGAAUCUAUCCUGUGUGGGAUGGAAGUUUUCCAGUGAAAAUGUUGCUGUAUUGCCCAUUUUGAAAAUCAGCUUUUCAUGAAUAUUACCAGUCUUUUACGAUGGAGCCAUGCUGAUUUUAUGGAGGAGAGUCGCCUUGCAGUAACAUCUCAGGAAAAUUAGUAAAGGAUGUAGACCUCUUGGAUGUACAUGUACCAGUUUAGUAGGAAUUUCAUAUUGUCAAAAUACACUGGAAGCGGUGCGAAUUCAGCCUCCGAAAUAACCUACAUGUGGAUGUAGUUUAUUUGUUGUUGCUCAUGUUUUGCUGGAAUUGCAUAUUGAAACUUGGAUAAUAACUCCAAUGUGUUGUAUAAUUUGUUGUGACAUUUAAACUGAAAUAGAGGAUGCUAUAAAAUGAAAAUGGAGUGGACACCAGAGAUUUGGGGACUUAUAAUCUACUGCUUGUCAUAUAGCCAAGUUCUCGCGACCAUCCCACGGUCUUGCAACACCCAGUUAGCGUACACCUCCCCCUUCGUCCAGGCCUUCACGUCGGACGAGGCAGCGAUAUUCGGCUGCUCCGCCCAGGUGGACGAAACCUCGCGGGAGGUUCACGUCAUCAACCUGAAGUCCAGCGAAGAGGAUCUUUUGCACACGAACCAUGUGAUGACCCUGAACAUCGGACCAAGAACGUUGCACAUGAGGACUACCAUAGUGGUUCUGAAUUCGGUGCAUCCCGUGACGUGGAAGUUAGUGACGCAGCAUGACGUUGGCCCUCUACUGUUUCAAUUUGUGGUGAGUUUGAUAGCAAAAGACAAUGACGAUCAAUGAAUAAAAAAAUCUCUACUUAUCACAUUUUAUCUUAUCUGUAAAUGCUUUUCUACACAUUAAUUUCUCUGAAGGAAUUCUAGCCCAUCUUUUAAUAACAAAGUUAUUUUUAAGUGAAGGCUCAUCAUUAUUAUACACAUUCUGUAUGGAUUAGAAUUUUACACAUAAGAGGCUUGCAUUGUUUAGGCCUUUUACAUUGAGAAGCAAAUUUGAAACCAGAGUAGCAAUAUUAAGUUGCAAGUUACAAAGAACCUUGGCGCAAGUAGGAUGCAGGUAGGCAUGUGUGUGUUGUUUAUGUGUAAUAAUACUUGCAUGUAUUUUUACAUAGACAGUUACAUAAAGACAAAGUUAAGAUAUUGAUUGAUAAAAAGUAAGACUACAUAUACUUGAUUAUUUGGGGUGGAGGCCAUCAGCACAGGGAGGAUGAUAUGCUUCUAAUUCAUGGCACCUACAUUGUAUGUGUACAUGUACACCCUUUAAUAGGCUAUAGGCCUAAAUGUACAGAAUUUUCCCAUUAAACUAUGCACAUUUAUCACACAUUCAAAUAUAACAACAAUUCAGCCAAGUGCUUUUACAUUCUAUCAUCAUAACCUUGCCGAGCCCACGGCACCAUGUAUACAUGUAUAUUGGGAGGUUUGGGGGCUGCAUUUGUUAUUCUUCCACACAUUUCCAACAAAGCCAGGCCGGCAAUACUAACCAUUCAUUCACUCCUUUCUCAUCCCCUCCAUUGCCUAUUUCUGCACAUGAAUGAGUUCUAUACAGGGGGGCCAUUUCAAUACCCCCUUUGUGACUCGAUUAAAUUAAUGGCUUCGAUAUGGGCUGCUCCGCUCAAUAGGCAAUCAGUGGCAGACAACAGCCUUCUGAUACCUCUGUGUUAAAGGGUCGU
Molecule: messenger RNA, 1932 nt
Organism: Lytechinus variegatus (green sea urchin)
Lineage: Eukaryota; Metazoa; Echinodermata; Echinoidea; Temnopleuroida; Toxopneustidae
Product: transforming growth factor beta receptor type 3-like
Exons: 3
Coding region: 636-1049 (137 amino acids)
Source: RefSeq, a predicted model, not a curated record